This is a messenger RNA of Schizosaccharomyces japonicus yFS275, 309 nucleotides long. RefSeq lists its product as hypothetical. Bases 1 to 309 code for a protein of 102 amino acids. NCBI's taxonomy places the organism in Eukaryota, Fungi, Ascomycota, Schizosaccharomycetes, Schizosaccharomycetales, Schizosaccharomycetaceae. The transcript has a single exon. The record is from RefSeq and is a predicted model, not a curated record.
AUGGGCCAUGGUCGCGAAGGUGUGUGCGUGCUUGCGGCUACAAAGACCGUCGCGGCGGCGUGUGGCGAACGACGACACGUCCUCAGGGUCCACGUCGCUAAGCGAGCGAGCGUCCAGGACCGCCCGACAUCGCCCGACCCUCAUUGGUCAGCUGUUCGCCUGCUUUCGUCGCGUGCGCUCGCGACGCGCACGCGGCGAUUGGUGCGCGCCUGCGCUUGCGCCCACGCUGACCCGCCUCGUCUCGCUGGUAUCGCCGGCACUGUUCGCUUCGGCAACAUUGCCAUGCACAGAUGUGACGUCAUCGGCUAA